AUGGUGCACCAUGAUCAUGUGAAGGGAGUUGACCACUUAUUAGAGUACUCGCCGGAAACCAUCAUCCACAAAAAUCGUCCAGGUGAGGGACAAACGGAUAUAAAAGAUGGUCAAAUAUUUUCAACAGACGGCGCAACUCUCCGUGCGGUUUAUUCGCCUGGUCAUACUCAAGAUCACAUGGCAUUAAUACUCGAUGAAGAAGACGCCAUGUUCACCGGAGAUAAUGUCCUAGGGCACGGUACCGCAGUCUUCGAAGACCUGACGACUUACUUGAACAGCCUUGAAAGAAUGAAGGGCGUUUUUAGUGGUAAAGCAUAUCCAGGACAUGGAGCAGUUAUAGAAGAUGGACCUGGUAAAAUUGGAGAGUAUAUCAGACACAGAAAGGAAAGAGAGUCCCAGGUUAUCCAGGUGUUGAAGUCUGCAAAGAAUAGACCUGGGGUCAUUAUUACCAGAGAUGAAGAAGCUGAUGAAUGGACCUCGAUGGAGAUCGUGAAGAUUAUAUAUAGGGAUGUACCAGAGAGCCUUCACGUGCCAGCGAAUGGUGGCAUUGUACAAAUACUAAACAAGUUGCAAGCGGAUGAGAAAGUGGUCAAGGAGCAAGAUAGAUGGAAAAUAAAGGCGCGAGCCGCUCUUUAA
Molecule: messenger RNA, 636 nt
Organism: Sclerotinia sclerotiorum 1980 UF-70
Lineage: Eukaryota; Fungi; Ascomycota; Leotiomycetes; Helotiales; Sclerotiniaceae
Exons: 2
Coding region: 1-636 (211 amino acids)
Biological process (GO): secondary metabolite biosynthetic process
Source: RefSeq, a predicted model, not a curated record